AUGCUGCAGCCACAGCACGACCUUUCAAGGCAGGAGGAGCACACCCACACACGGUGUUGGGUGAGUGUACUGAGUUGCCUCCUGCUGGCAUGUCUCUAUGUUGGCAGUUUAUAUGUGUGGAGGAGCAACUUACCGAGGGACCAUCCCAGUGUAAUAAAGCGUCGCUGUGCCAGUGUCCUGCUGGUUUCUGCAUUAUCACCUGCAGUUGUAAAGACAUGGAUGCACUGGGAUAAUGUUAUAGUUGAUGUGUCUGUGUGGGAGCUGAUGGGAGUUCGUCUGGAAGGUUUGAUUCCUGCAGCCAUACUACCAUUACUACUGACCAUGGUUUUUUAUCUUGGGCCCCUGGUUCACUCUGCUAUGGACAACCCUGAUGGCUUCACCAGGGAGCUACAGUCUGCUCUGGAUGUUCAGUCAUGGAGGAUGUGUGUGCAAGAUGCAGUGUGGCUCAGGAACCAGGUGGUGGCACCAGUUACAGAGGAACUUGUGUUCAGAGGGGCCAUGCUGCCUAUGCUGGUGCCCUGCACAGGACCAACAGCUGCUGUCUUCACAGCACCGCUGUUCUUUGGUGUUGCUCAUUUCCAUCAUAUUAGAGAACAGCGGCACCUUGACAAGGACAGGAUGGGUGUCAUCCUCCUGGUGGCUGGGAUGCAGUUCUUGUACACAACUGUAUUUGGUGUCUUUACCGCCUUCAUAUUCCUGAGAACUGGUCACGUUGUGGGUCCAGUUUUGUGCCAUUCUUUCUGUAAUAGUCAGGGCCUGCCUGACAUCAGUUCUGCCCUGCAGCACCCUCAACAUUCAGCCCUGCUCUUCUCAUAUCUGAUGGGUUUCCUGCUGUUCCUGGUGCUGCUCUUCCCACUGACAGACCCCUUCUUCUAUGGAGCCAUCCCAGUCUGCAUCCUGGCUCCCUCUCCAGCAUCUGUAUGUUAA
This is a messenger RNA of Melanotaenia boesemani (Boeseman's rainbowfish), 927 nucleotides long. Its product is annotated as CAAX prenyl protease 2-like. The coding region runs from base 1 to 927 and encodes 308 amino acids. The record is from RefSeq and is a predicted model, not a curated record. Gene Ontology annotation, biological process: CAAX-box protein processing. NCBI's taxonomy places the organism in Eukaryota, Metazoa, Chordata, Actinopteri, Atheriniformes, Melanotaeniidae. Gene Ontology annotation, cellular component: endoplasmic reticulum membrane. Gene Ontology annotation, molecular function: metalloendopeptidase activity. The transcript is spliced from 8 exons.